Messenger RNA from Pseudo-nitzschia multistriata, 2192 nucleotides. NCBI's taxonomy places the organism in Eukaryota, Bacillariophyta, Bacillariophyceae, Bacillariales, Bacillariaceae. The record is from the annotation of a GenBank genome assembly.
GAUGGAUGGACGAAUUGAUGAAUUUUGAUGUUGAAAAGUACUCGUAGCGGAACGACACCUGAGAACGAUUCGUGUCAUCGCAACGCAUUCCAUCCAACAGCAGAAUACAGCAGAAUACAGCAUAGCACAGCGUCUCAGAGAACAGCAACAGCCACCCAACAAACAAAACCAAMAGAACACGACGCACCGUCCAGAUGCCGCACUGCCAAAAGGAGGCGCACAACCGGGCCGCCCGCAGCAAAAAGGAACGCCAGCGCCWGAAGCAGGAAACGGCCGCCCGCAAACAGCGCCUCCGGGAGGCCGCCGCGGAGGCCGAGGCGGAGGCGGCCCUCGCGGCCGGGAAGACGGGGAACAUCGUGGCCCCCGUCGAGGGACACGGGGAAUACGAGGUGGGCUACGAGCCGGAGCCGGAGUACACCCGGUUCAACGUCAAGAAGCGCUCCAAGAAGCACCUGCGGCAGGACCUGCGGAAGCGGCAGCUMCGCGAGCAGAGGGAGGAGGAGGAGCGGCGGAAGMAGCAGCAGGAAGAGGAGUAUCGCAAGAAGAAACAGCAGCAACGAGAACUGGAAGGGGAGAACGCGGAGGAGGAGGAAGACGAAGAAGAAACAGCCUKCACAACGGAACCGAUCCUGGAAUACUUUGUCUUUAUCUGCGAGUGCUGCGACAAGCGGUACGCCACCAAAAACCAGUUUCUGAACCACGUCAAUAGCAAGAAGCACAAGCAAAAGUGCCGGAUCUACGAAGACCUGGGAUUGCUGGUCACCCACAUCGAGCUGAGGGGAGAAAACGGAAACGAAGCCGAGCUCUACAACGACGACGACGACGACGACGACGACGAGGAAGACAACGAGGAGAACGGCGCCAGCAGGGCAAAGACAAGCGCAAAGGAAAAUUCGAAGAAGGUUGGUUCCAUCGCUCCGGAACACGAUGGUGACAGCGGUGACGACUCGGAMGGCGGGGACUUGUUGGAAAGCAAAAACGAACSCGGGGAACUCCUUGCAUCCGUCUCAGAGGACAGUGACGAGGACAGCGAUAGCGAUAGCGACGACGACUAUCUUCCUACCUCCAACCAGCGACGAAACGUGUUUGCGGGGUUCGCCGCUGCCGGAUUUAGCAGCAGCGACGACGAUUCUUCCGAGGAAGACGACGACGACGACGACGACGACGAAGGCGAUAGAGAUGGGGAUCAAAAGCUUUCCCCGGACCGGCUGAAGGAUCCCCCACCCGGGAGCCGCGGCGGCAAGAAACAGCCACCCCAGCAAGACGACGGGGAAGACGACCGCAUCGAUUUCGACGAGCUGAUUGCCCAGAACGAGAUCCUCCGGCGCGAGCUCGACGAGCGCAGGAAGCGCGAGGAAUCAGAGGAAGCGGAAGCMCAAGCUCCGCGGGCCCUUCCCUUCCACGAGACUUACGAUCCGGACGACUACGAUGCCAACGAGCAGCGGAUCGCCUCCGUCCAGCACCGGCUGCGAAAGACCCUCGCCUCCCGGGGCGUUGCCCCGCGGGACCGCUCCUCCGAAACCUUCGAUCCACUCGACGCCAUAGCCAUGGGCAAGACCCUCCUGCAGGAGGUCCUCCAGGCCAACAUCGAAGACCUCCAGAACAAGCUGGACGCCUACAAGAGGCACAAGGAGGACUGCCAGCUCAUGGCCCGCCAGUUCGCCCUGCAGGGGGGAAACUCCAAGGCACUCCCGGCCCAGUACGUCCGCAAGCAGGACGCGGCCGACAACGCCCGUCGGCGGGCCAACGUCCACCACGCCGGGAGCCACUACCACAUGCAGUGUUCCCGAUCGAUGCAGUUUGGGAAGAAGUACAAGGGAUUGAUGGCCCGGCACUCCAGCCAGGGCUCCCGGCUCCAGGCAAGCCGGAUGGCCGCCAAGGAGAUGCAGCUCCAGCAGCGSUCGCACGCCAAGCAGGUCACCUCCAAGAAAAAAUCCCAGCAGAAAAAACGGGGCGAGGCCGGUGGCAGCAAGAAGAACGGGGGCAAGAAGGGCAAGGGGGGUGGCGACGACUAGCCGCAGCGGACCAACCCCGGAAGCCACACCCAUCAUSGGCCUUGCAACGAACCAAUCCAUCAACGCUUUUCGGGACACGACACUAAACGCUCUCACUUUCGGUGCAUGAACUGGCAUCCAACAGUAGACGAAGGGGGCRAAAUAGUGAAGUAGCUAUAUUAAAUCUAUAUUAAAUUA